AUGGAUUGGUUGUUUAAGAGGCUGAAGUCCCCGUUUACCGGUUCGCGGUCGUGGUCGAAAGGCGCAUCGACCUACUCACAGGCGUCAUCGCACCAAAAAAACACAAUUGCCUGUGGCCCUAGCGACAGGUUCAGAACGGCGGCUGUGGAAUUGAUCGACAUUGCUACUCCAGCAGGUUCAUUCGACUGCAACCCACAAGAAAAUCCCGUGUUCGCGGAGACAGAACAGAAAAAGCGGGGAAACGAGAAACGGGAAGACGGCAGCGAAAGAAACACGAGGUGUCCGGUUCCCAAACGACGACUGUGGGGUUUAGCUACAGUAGCUAAGCCUGCCGCUACCCAUCUGGCUUCGGCUGCUUCUAUUCUUACCAGCCAACGAAACGCCGUCGAGCUGGGGAACCAUUUCGAUUGGCUCACAAUUCCCGUCGUCAACAUCCCUGUCGACCUCUUCGCCUUCGACACCUCCAUCAAGAGGCAGCCCUCUUCACUAAAUUCAAGGUUAGCCUUUUUUGAAGAGUCCCGACAGUGGCACGAACGGACAGUCAGCGACACUUUGCAAGCAUUAGGGAGCCAGUUGCACGUUGGAAGCCAAUUCCAGAAUAAGAAGGCAUCCAUCGAGCCAAUACCACCAACAUCAGACAAUCUUGAAGAAAGUCGCAUUAAUUUUAGGACGCCGGCAUUGGACCAUCUCCCGCCAGCGCCUCAAGUUUAUUCGCCUCCAUUCAUCGCCCGCCGCUUGUUACAGUUACAGCGCACCCGAAGAAGAGAAGGCAAAAGUCCAAGCUUCAGGGUCCAGUCCUCGACACUCCUCGACCAAUCACCUGUCACCGACCGCACCCGCCUGAGUCGAGACAGCCCAGGCUCACUCACGUUCUCACAUUCUCACACGCCAUUGAGUGUCACCACAGCCAACAGUGGGUACCUCGCCAAGCCCGCCCAUCCACGAAUACACUCACACUCAAAUCUCAUUCUCACUCUCACUCUCAUCGCUCACUCAUUCUUUCGGAAGAGUGUCUCUCUACUCCGUAGAGUGGUUGUUGCCAAUAAGCCGGGGCCCCUCCAAUCAUCUCUCCUACUGGAGCCAGAAAGCUACCUAAACGGCGAUCGUUCCGCAAGCCAGGGGCACCCCAAGCAUCGCGCCCCCGUCCCGAACAGACAAUUCGAAUUUCUGCUACAAAGAAGCGCUUCAAGCCACACGCUUAACGCCCACGUUCCUGCAUCCAAGGCCCUGUGCAAUUGUGGAUUGUGGCCCAUUCGCCUCGUCUCGCUUCAUCGCCCCCCAUCGUACCUGGACCUGGACUUGGACCUGGACCACACCGUCACUUUCGACGCUACAACCACAACGCCAAUUCAUCUCAUCCGCCGCCGCCCCCCCUUCUUCUCCUUCGCCCUUUCUACCCGCCUUACACAUCUUCCUACCUACCAAAGCCAUCGCGCGCGAGACCACGACGACGUUCAUCCAACAAAGCAAUACUACAAUACAUUGCAUUCGCCCCUGAGCGUCUACCAACCUCGCAUCAUCGUCGCGCAAGGAAGAAGCCUUCGCGCUUCGCAGAAGCAACAUGAGUGUCAGUGUUUCACCCCAACCCUCGCACUUCCGGUGUUUCGCCCGCCCGUCCUCGCCUUGUUCAACCCUCACUCUGCACGCUGCCCUGCCCUACCAACGUUGCAUUACCUCCUGUCGUCCUCUUGUCAAUCGCACGUUGCUGCGUUGCCCUUCCCUUCUCGAAGUCGAGAAAGUCCACCCGUUCCCGAUCCCGUUCCCGUUGCCUUGUCCGCACACUCUUCGCAAAGCCGCAACAUCGCAAACUUUGACUUCCUGCGAUCACCAACCUUCUUUGCACAUCAUCAUACUUGCUUCAGCCUGGUUGCGUUGCAUUUGCCCAUUUCGACUGCUCUUCCUUGUUGA
Molecule: messenger RNA, 1908 nt
Organism: Colletotrichum lupini
Lineage: Eukaryota; Fungi; Ascomycota; Sordariomycetes; Glomerellales; Glomerellaceae
Exons: 12
Coding region: 1-1908 (635 amino acids)
Source: RefSeq, a predicted model, not a curated record